AUGGGAAACGAUGAACAUGAUCUUGGAGAACUACUAAUGGUUCUGGGAGAUCUUCACGUCCCUCAAAGAUCACUCUUCCUACCUCCCUGUUUCAAGCGCCUUCUAAAGACCGAUAAAAUCAAAAGAGUUAUAUGUACAGGAAACGUAGGCUCAAAGGAAAUGCUGGAGGUCCUAAACGACAUUUCUCCAUCACUACACAUAGUACAGGGAGACUACGACGACGAUUUCGACCACCCAGAUACGCUAACCCUUAGUGUCGGAGACCUAAAAAUUGGAGUAAUCAACGGAUACCAAAUACCCACAUGGAAUAACAAAGAUCUACUUCUGAAGGUAGCCGUGGAUAUGAAUGUCGAUAUUUUGGUUUAUGGCCACUCCCACGUGAGCGAUAUAUCAAAACAUGGAGGGAAAAUAUUUGUAAACCCAGGCUCAGCAACGGGAUGUUACCAGCCAUGGCAGCCAAACUCAAUUCCAACCUUCAUGCUGAUGGCAAUACAAGGAUCAAAAGUGGUAAUUUAUGUCUACGAGGAACACGACGGAGAGGCUCAGGUUAUCAUGACUGAACUUGAUAAUCUGGAAUCUGGAAAAGCACCUUCACACACCGCAAACUCUUCAUCUCCAUUACCAUCUCCAAAAAACUCUUAA
Theileria annulata is the source of this 642-nucleotide messenger RNA. Its product is annotated as vacuolar protein sorting, VPS29 homologue, putative. The record is from RefSeq and is a predicted model, not a curated record. Lineage: Eukaryota; Apicomplexa; Aconoidasida; Piroplasmida; Theileriidae. The coding region runs from base 1 to 642 and encodes 213 amino acids. The transcript is spliced from 2 exons. Gene Ontology annotation, biological process: intracellular protein transport; retrograde transport, endosome to Golgi. Gene Ontology annotation, cellular component: endosome; retromer complex.